CAUAUUUUUGGUUGAUGUAUGAACAAAAAAAUAUUGUUGCUUCAAAUUAGGAUUUGAUGAUUACAAAUUAUCAUUCUAGUUUUAUUUCGAUACAACAAUAAAACGGUGUAUUUCAAUCUGUUGUAAAUAAUAUCUUGUUUCAGAUUAAAAUAAACCAUCAUUGUUGUUUGUUUUCACUUGGCUUGUAAGUUAUCGAUACUAAAAUACUCGAUACCUUAAAAAAAAUCGAUGCAGAAAUUUUCGAUCUUGGUAUCGUCCAUCUCUAUCUGUCAUAACUCAACGUGUUUUUCCGGUUUUUCUUGCGGUCUUUUCACAGCGACUUGUAGUGAGUGUAAAAAAAUCCUGCCCGGGUUCAAUACGACGUAAUUUUGCUGGUGUUAUUGGUAACUCUAGUGCGUGCCGUUUAACUACACGGAUAAAACCAGAUAUCGACAUCAUCAGUGGGCUACGCAGUCUUGCACAAUGUCAGAAUCGUUUCCAUCGGAUGUUCCAAAACAUGAUGAUAUCAGUAACAAUCAGAAUCUUGACAUAGAAUAUUUGGAUGCCGAUUCGCGAUUCGUUCACUGGGCUGACAAUGAAAUUAUACAGUUGCUACAGUCGUUCAAAGUGUCAACGGAAGUUAUUCAGAAGUUCGUGGUCGACGAAUACGAUAUAAAUACGUUGCGAGUAAUAGAAAGAAAGGAAAUAGAAGAUCUUGUGGGCGAUCCACAUCUAGCCGAUCGUACCAAAAUUAUUCAUGGUUUAAACUUCUGGAGACAAUCCCAAAAUUUGCCUGUUAUUUCUUCAGUAUGUUGUGGGAUAAGCAAUAAGGAGAAUUUAUCUGGAAACAUUAGCAAUCAAUCUCAGAAAGUUGAACGUUACAAUUGUACUGCAACAGUUUUUCUCCAGAAUUCAGUUAAAGGUAAGCUCAUUUUUGAUGAAUAUCGUCAAAUACCAUCACUGUCGAAGUACCAAAAAAGGUUAUCACACAUAUUGUCGUCGAUGAGUUCAAGGAUCUCUAUGGAAAGCUCACGCAUGCAGAACUAUUAGCAAGAGCGACUGAACUUCACCAUUUGUUUCCAUCAGAAUCAGAGGUAGUUUUGACAUUCAGUUUCUGUAACCAACCUUGCUGUAAAUUGAUUUGAAAUUAUCUAGUCAUCAUGCACUAAAUAAUACCUGUUGAAAUUAUGCACUGACUUCAUAUGACGACAUGUAUUGUAUGACAACUCACACGCAGUUACUAUUGCUUUUGGGCGUUGAUUAUGCUGCGCCUUGGAUAGAAAUCAACAUUUUUAUUAUACACCAUACUAUUUUUUCAGUGAAAGUGCAGUUUCCUAAAAAAUUGUAUUUACUUUUUUUUGCAGCACUUCUGGUACCAGCCUACAUUUACCUACAUCGACGGGAGGAAGAUUAAGCUUGGGCGAUUGCCGAAAGGUGCUUUAUAUGAUCGAAACUGUAAUUAUAAAUGUCUAAAACGCACAGCGCUACUUGAAGAAUCAGAAAUCAGCACUUUCGUGGAUCCAUUUUCUGAGAAACAACGUAAGUUGUCCCUGAAUCAUCUACCAAAUUU
Messenger RNA from Wyeomyia smithii (pitcher-plant mosquito), 1549 nucleotides. RefSeq lists its product as uncharacterized. The record is from RefSeq and is a predicted model, not a curated record. Bases 463 to 1029 code for a protein of 188 amino acids. The transcript has 4 exons. NCBI's taxonomy places the organism in Eukaryota, Metazoa, Arthropoda, Insecta, Diptera, Culicidae.